Acyrthosiphon pisum (pea aphid) is the source of this 526-nucleotide messenger RNA. RefSeq lists its product as uncharacterized. The coding region runs from base 176 to 511 and encodes 111 amino acids. The record is from RefSeq and is a predicted model, not a curated record. Lineage: Eukaryota; Metazoa; Arthropoda; Insecta; Hemiptera; Aphididae. The transcript has 2 exons.
CCCUCGUAAUAUACGCGCGUAACUCAGUGCCAUUUCGUCCAUCAAAUCCGCCGUGGAAAACUACGUUUUUGGUAUAUUAUAUAGGUGCAACCACCACGCGAUAUACGCACAGCACGCCCAUUCCGACGGCUCUUACACCCCGCGCUUCCGUCACGAGUAAUACCUAAACAGCAGCAUGUCAGAAAGACGGACACUUUUGAGCCGUCCCCGGACCCGGGUGUACGACUGCAACUACAACAUCGGCGAAGGUUACUAUAAGCCAAUGAUGGACCACCUGGACCGCAAGUAUUACGGUUCUUCGGCCGCACCAGCCGCAGCCAAGCCCGCGAGUGGAUUCUUCGACUCCAGCCCAAAAAGCCUGUUCGGCACGUCCGGCUCAUCGGCCUUUGACGAGUAUAGAUCUUCGUCACCGGCACGAUCCCGCCGUAGCGGAUCCGACUCCAGAUUAUCGUUGCCCGAUGACGAAUUCGAACAAGAGGUAAAUGCUUCCAAUAACAUUAUAUAUGCAUAGAUCGCUAUAAUUUAA